Molecule: messenger RNA, 4017 nt
Organism: Homarus americanus (American lobster)
Lineage: Eukaryota; Metazoa; Arthropoda; Malacostraca; Decapoda; Nephropidae
Product: mast/stem cell growth factor receptor kita-like
Exons: 21
Coding region: 13-4017 (1334 amino acids)
Biological process (GO): cell surface receptor protein tyrosine kinase signaling pathway; multicellular organism development; protein phosphorylation
Cellular component (GO): signaling receptor complex
Molecular function (GO): transmembrane receptor protein tyrosine kinase activity; ATP binding
Source: RefSeq, a predicted model, not a curated record
UUGGGAGUGAUCAUGUUACCCCACUAUCUCUUAUUGUUGCUGGGGACGACGCUGGUUGCCUCAGUGACGAUAAAAGGUUCACCAAGACGCCCUUUACUCACGUCCAUAGAAGACCUAAUAUCAGCCUCCUCGUUGAUAUUCAUUGCCUACUGCAAGAACUUGAGGCCACAGGUUGAAGGUCACUCAGCCAUUAGCGUGCACCCUAUGCGGAGUCCAUGCGCUAAGAGCGACUCCAUACCGUCCAUCAUUGAUUUGGAAUUCUCGGCUGACGGCCAGAACGCGUUGGGGGAGGACGUAUGGGAGUUUGCGUUUAAGGGGAGUACCCAAUACAUCUUCUUCCUGGAGGAGACGAUGGAGAAGGAUGUCUUCCGGCCCCUCGGAGCCCAUGAGUCCAACAAAGAUGAAUACAAUAAAUUCUACCAUGAGUUUCGUAGAUAUUUCGAAGGAUGUUGGAAGGCAAGCAUUACCUUUAACAGUACAGCUACCUGGUACCGAGAACCACAAACUACCAACUACCAACUGGCUCCAGGAAUGACCUUUAGUCUUAACUGCUCCACACGCCACCCUGACGCAUUCUCCGACGACGCCUUCACCGGCUACCACCUGACGCUGUUCACCCCCGACGGUCACCGCAUCAACAAGGAGCCGGGAAGAAGCCUCGCCUGGACUGGGACUCUGGCAUCACCUGAACGAAACGCUUCAACAACGACUCCGAGAGGAGAGUACCAGUGUGUGGUGGCCUGGCCUGGAGAACAGCUACAUCUCGACGCCGUCAGCCUCAACAUAAGUCUAAUUGACUUAGAGAGGAGUCCAAGCCUGGUUUUACAGUCUCCGUUGAAAGUGACCCACAAUGCCACGAACAUUGACCCCGGUUCAGACAAGCCUCGUGUAGCGGAGUGGAUCAUGCACUAUUGGUCUUACCCUGAGCCCUAUUUUCUCUGGAUUCAUCCAAACGGUACGGUGUUGCUCAACGGGACUUGCUCUGAGAUAACACAGGACCCCGAGCAGUGUCAUGAGGGCGUUCUUACCCUCCAGAGGAAGUCACCCUUUUCCCUCGUAGACGGCGGCAACUACACCCUUAUCCUCCAGGCUGAAGGACACUCCAACUGCAGUGAACAUACUAUCCUGGAUGUCCUAGGCGCCCCUGUCCACACCACCGUUGCCAUAGAAACAACUACAAACUAUGUGUUGAUUGGUCAGGAAAUCAACAUCACCUGCCAGAGCUUGGGGAACCCCGUUCCUAAACUUGCCCUCUUUUCCUGCCUCAACUCCUCCGACUGCAGUUUCCCCGAGAAGGUUAAUGAGUUGCAGCCCAUGACCCAGGUGGAGGAGGAGGGUGAGAUACAGGUGGAGGGAGCCCGUGUUGUCAGGAGGUGGAAGGUGAGGGCUGAGGUGUCCUCCACAUACACCUGCCAGGCCGUCAACUCCCUGGGUAACGACACUUCCCCACAGGUGUUCCUACAAGUGACAGCAAUGGAGGCACCAACCUGGCUCUCUGACAUCCCCCUGAACAUUACUAUUGACCUACACAAGAGGGAGACACUAAGCCUGAGGUGUUCUGCCUCUGGGAUACCUGCACCUGUCUACCAGUGGAGUAAGGACGACGUGGUGUUGUCUGCUGCCGAGGACGAUAACUUGGUGGUGGACGAGGUGACGGGGGUGCUGCUGGUGGAGAAGGCGAUGAAGGAGGACUCAGGCCACUAUCAAUGUCUCGUAAGGAAUCCUGCUGGGACGCUCCUUGCCUGGUAUGAAGUGACUUACGUUCCUCCCACCCAUCAUUCGUCCCUCUGGGUAGCUCUGGGAGUGCUGGUGCCGCUUCUGUUCCUGGUUACCCUUACCUUUUUCACUCGAUACUUCUUUCACCUGCGUCGGUCCCGCCAGUUCACUCUGAGGGCCCGGAAGGCAUGGGAGAAGGGUAACGUGGCAUCCCUCAACAGUGACUUGUGUCUCCACCAGCAGGCAGACCUUCUCCCCUUCCGGUCCAAGUUUGAGUUCUCGAGGGACAACAUCACCAUCAACAAGCUGCUGGGAUGUGGAGCGUUCGGGCGUGUUUACAGAGCCGUGGCAGAGAACCUUGGCCCUGAGAAGGUCCCCACCACCGUAGCCGUCAAGAUGGUUAAAUCACGUAAGGAUAAGACUCAGCUUCACGCCCUUCAGUCUGAGUUGAAGAUCUUGAUGCAUAUUGGCCGUCACGUUAAUAUUGUGAAUCUUGUGGCUGCCUGUACUAAGGAUCUUCAUGACAAAGGUGAGCUGAUGAUCCUGGUGGAGUACUGCUGCUACGGGAACAUCCUCGACUACCUCAGGAGAAACCGCAACACCUUUGUUAAUCAGUUGAAUGACCUGGGAGACACCUUCCUACCUUGCCUGACUCACCGGACACCUGACGACUCCAGAAACUCCAGUAACGGAAUCGUGUAUAUCAGUGUAGAUAGAGUAGCAUUUCAGACUGCCACUGCCGCCGCUGCUACUACUGCCAACGCCGCCGAUGCUACCGCCACAGGAGGCAUUCACGGGGAGCACAUGUCACAGCAGCCGCUACUGACCCGCCAGAUGUCAGCCAAGGUCAUGACCCAGCGUUCAGAGGCCAAUACUGACCUCUCUGAUAUGACCUGCCUCACCCUAAUCAGUGAUACUCAUAACUUAGAGCGGCCGAGUAUACCGUGUGAGACAGACGGCCGCGAGAGUCCAUUGUGCUCCAGGGACCUCCUCUGCUGGGCCUUCCAGAUAGCUCGUGGCAUGGACUACCUCGCCUACAGGAAGGUGUUACAUGGGGAUCUAGCGGCUAGGAAUGUUCUCCUCACUCAGGGCAAUGUGGUCAAGAUCAGCGACUUCGGCCUGGCUAAGAACAUUGACAAGUACAACAACUACAAGAAAAACAAGAACUCACCGCUACCAGUCAAGUGGAUGUCGCUUGAGGCCUUGAAGGAAGGAAUGUUCUCUACCCAGAGUGACGUGUGGGCUUACGGCGUCGUCCUUUGGGAGAUAUUCAGCCUGGGUUGUAAUCCUUUCCCUACUGUAAUGAUGGAUGAGACAUUUAUCAAGAGCCUAGAGGAGGGCUACAGAAUGGAUCAGCCUAAGUUCUCCACACAUGCACUGUACCAAGUGAUGCUCGAAUGCUGGGGAACUAACCCUGACGAUAGGCCAUCCUUCUCUCAGCUGGAACAGAAACUAAACCAGAUGUUGACCCUGGGAGAUUUACAGUACUUCGAGGAGCUACAGCGGAAGUGUAUUGAAGAGGCCAAGGAGGGGGAGGGGGAAGAGGUCGUGUAUCUCAACAUGGUGUGUAGCCCCGAGUACAACAGCCUGGUUCAGAAGGUACAGCAAGACGAUCACUGCCUCCAGAAUGAUCCCUCUACAGCCACUUCUUCAGGAACCAGUGACAUACUUCCGGGGGCCAACAAGAGAUCUCCAGGUGCUAUCGAGACACUUGUAGAGACUAAGGAGAGAGAUCCCUGGGCUAAUAACGAACUUCUGGGUACAGAGUCUAAUCUUCUCCCGCCUCUAAAACCACAAGUUAUCACCUCUUCAAGUUCCACAGCCUCCACGAUUCCUCCCACAAACAUAUUUUCAAAUUCUGACACUGGCGUCUCGAUAGACUUAGCAGGUGGGCUCUUGAGAGUCUCUGUCGCCAGCUCAGCCACUCCUGCCUCUUGCUUCACUUCCUCCACGGUAUCCCCCAACAGCUGUUUGACUACAGUGUCUACCAUUCCCUGUAGUAUUUCUGACAACAGCAUCGUGACUACUUCUUCCCUCAACCCAACACGACAGAGUUACAGCAGUUACCCUGGUGUCUCUGCCAACCGCUCUACACAUACGUCUGGGAGUAGUUCUUCCAGCACGACCGUCAGAACAGUUUCCAGUUCCGGUACAUCUUCCAGGACAUUUUCCAGUACGACUUGGGAUACAUUGUCCAGUACGAUAUCCAAUACAACUUCCAACACCAUUUCCAGUGAGUCUUCCAGCCCAGCUCCCUUUAGCAGCCCCGCCAGAGAACUAGGCAUCUCACACAAUCCAUGA